Molecule: messenger RNA, 830 nt
Organism: Venturia canescens
Lineage: Eukaryota; Metazoa; Arthropoda; Insecta; Hymenoptera; Ichneumonidae
Gene: Tpt
Product: tRNA 2'-phosphotransferase
Exons: 2
Coding region: 106-735 (209 amino acids)
Biological process (GO): tRNA splicing, via endonucleolytic cleavage and ligation
Molecular function (GO): tRNA 2'-phosphotransferase activity
Source: RefSeq, a predicted model, not a curated record
GAGAAAUUCGCAAGGCGAGUUUCAACUCCUUAUCAAUCGAACCCACCCAAAACUAAAUCAUUCGAAAUAAUAGUUACUAUAAUUCCCGCUCGGAGCGUUACAUCGAUGCCUCUGCAGCAAGUCUCACUACUUGAAAACGCAGCUAUUGAGCGAGACAUUAGACUCAGCAAGAAAUUGUCGUAUUUCUUAAGACACGGAGCCUUUGAAGCAAAAAUUGUGAUAAAACCUGAUGGUUACACCAAUGUGAUUGAACUCCUAAAGAAUCAUUUACCUGGCUAUCAUUUGGACGAUAUCAAGAGAGUCGUGAGUAACGACAAUAAGCAGCGAUUUGCUUUGAGUGAUCAAAGUGGUGUGUUGGAGAUAAAAGCAAACCAAGGUCAUUCCAUAAAAGAAGUUAAUCAGUUGGAGCUGAAACUAGUGGAAAAUCCAAACUUUGACAUAAUCCACGGAACUUUUUUGAACUGCUGGCAGAAAAUUAAAAGCAAAGGAUUGUCUUGUAUGAAAAGAAAUCACAUUCACUUUUCUAAAGGCUUAGAUUGUGUUUAUUGUAUGAGACAAAAUGCAAAUCUAUACAUUUAUAUUGAUUUUCAUGAAGCAACAAGAAGCAAUUUGAGGUUUUUUGAAUCGGAGAAUGGUGUUAUUCUGUGUGCUGGCAACGAGCAGGGAAUACUAGAGGUUAAAUACUUUAAAAAAGUUGUUACACGACAGGGAGAAAUUCUUUACUGCAAAUCCUGAAAUUCGAAUGAAGAUUGACAUCAAUUAAGCUCUUUUUAUCGCCAAAAGAUUAGCGCAAAUAAAAUUCUUUGUGAACACAAAAAAAGAUGAAGAAA